ACAACAAGAGUGAAGUCAAACAGAAAGAGAGAUGAGUUGUGUUUGUAGACAUUUAUGUUUUAAAUUUUUCUUCCAAAGCUAGAGUUAGCUGCAUAGGGACGGUAUGCCAAGUACUUUCUACCAAGAGUGUGAGUGGAGCUCCGAGAUUUCGCGGAGGUGAUGAUCAGCGUCAUUAUGGCCAGCAAGACGACGUGUUCGUGGUGCUCCUUUCACAUUGCAACAUAACGGCAGCUCCACUCGACAUCAACAUCUGCGUGUCAUGCUGUUGUGUGUUUCGUAAGGUUAGCCCCUUGCCGGAGUGGAGAAUUUGAAAUGCAAUACGUAUAGCUACGUGUAGAGUUUGGACAAGCCCUUCUCCUGCCUUGGUGGAUCAAGCAUGUUGAGAUUUAGGAAAGCCGGACAGCUGGCGUCCAGCUCACUUUGUGGAAGAUGGCGUUGCAUGAGUGGUGUAGCUGAUGCUAGUACUACUACUGCUGCUUCACACUCACAGCCUUCUGGCUCGGAUUACACAGGAGAUCUUGAUUAUGACGUCGUACUGACUGGCGGCGGUAUAAUGGGCAGCAGUGCAGCCUAUUUCCUUUCGAAGCGCAUUGACCCGCGCAGGAUCUGCGUAGUGGAACGCGAUCCGACGUACAAGCUGGCGUCCACACCGCUCUCCGUCGGCGGCGUUCGCCAUCAGUUCUCGAAUCGCGAGAACGUGCUCAUGUCCAUGUUUGCGAUGGAGUUCAUACAGACGAUGGGCAAGGAGCUGCACGUGGAGGGACAUGACCCACCCGACGCUCAUUUCUGUGACGACGGCUAUCUGCUACUUGCAUCCAGCGCUGGCGUGGAUACACUUCGCGAGAACUAUGCCGUUCAACAGGAGUGCAACGCUUCAGUGCGGCUCAUGACCAGGACUGAGCUGGCCGACAAGUUUCCCUGGGUGAAUCUGGACGGCAUUGAGCUGGGCUGCUAUGGCUUCAAAAACGAGGGCUGGGUGGACCCCUGGUCGCUGCUGCGCGCGUUCCGCGCCAAGGCCGCGUCCUCGGGCGUUCGGUUUCUGACGGGAACGGUGACGUCGGUGCAGUGUGAUGGCACGGCGGUGACCGGUGUGGGUGUGCAGUGCGGGGAUAAUGGGCACGACGGCGGUGGUGAAGCAGCAACGACGACGACGACAGCGGACCUUAAGUGUAACUAUCUGGUUAACUCGGCUGGGCCAUUCGCCGCCGACGUCGCGGCCAUGGCGGGAAUCGGUGCGCUGGAGCGACUGGCGCACCUAGACCAGUCGGAGCUGGACCCGCGGCUGGCCGUACCGCUGCCGGUCAAGGCGCGCCGACGCUGCGUGUUUGGCGUGGACCAGUGCGACGGCCCGGUGUCACACUGCCCGCUCACGGUGGACACGUCCGGUGCGUACAUCCGCCGCGAGGGCACCGGCGGAAUGUUCCUCUGCGGCAAGUGUCCCGACAAGGAAGACGACCACAACAACCUUGACUUGAGCGUGGACUACGCGUUCUUUGAAGAAACCCUCUGGCCACUGAUCGCGAAUCGCGCGCCGGUGUUCGAAGGCCUCAAGCUGAAGAACGCGUGGGCAGGCUACUACGACUACAACACGUUUGAUCAGAAUGGCAUUAUUGGCCGCCACCCGGUCGUCUCCAACUUCCUCUUUGCCAACGGUUUCAGCGGACAUGGACUGCAGCACGGUGCGGCGGUUGGCAGGGCGAUCAGCGAGAUUGUCUGCGACGGUGCGUCGCACUCGAUCAACCUGGACCGUCUGGGCUUCGAGAGGAUCAUUGCGCAACGGCCGUGCCUGGAGAAGAACGUCAUAUGAGCCGGCACUUUAAAACUGAGUGCAGUAUGGUGCCGGUAAGCGAUUGCCGUGGUGCUUCUAGUAGUCGUGUAUUUAACUCAAAUUAUUAUCACUGAUAGCGGUAGAUAAGCCAAACGAAUUUUACUAAUUGGAGUGAGAUCAGCUUGAAUUGGACCAAAGUCGAUUGAUGCACCCACCCCGGUAUUAGCCUGUUGGGCCAUCAUCAACAGCCUGUAGCUGUUGGUAACUUACACAGUCAUAACACGUUUGUUUUAAUAUUGUAUUUUUAUUUUUUUUUAUCAUGAAUGGUUGUCACGGUGAUGACCCAGCAGUACGAAUAUUCGGUACAUUCUUCUUUCUUACUCACUUUAGCUUUUUAUGCACGGAAUCGAUAUUUUUUGGUGGCUGUAGUGUUAUUUUUAUAUCUAGCCAUGCAGGUGUUCUCAUGCAAUACUACCGUAAUAGCUCUGCUUUCUCAAGUGUUGUGUACUCUUGCUUACAUGAUGUUUACUACUUGUAUUUAAAAAAAUUAAUAUGUGUUACGAUGACAGCAUGUUACAAGGCGGAGGACACACUGCAUGGAAAACAGUGUUCCUGACUGCAACCAUAAACCGGUUGGUAGAGUCUCGGUCUUGCAACCAGUCGCGAACACUGUUUUCCUACACUGUGCCCUCCGCCUUGUGCUGUGCUGGCAUUGUAUCGAACCAUCAA
This is a messenger RNA of Sycon ciliatum, 2497 nucleotides long. Its product is annotated as FAD-dependent oxidoreductase domain-containing protein 1-like. Gene Ontology annotation, molecular function: oxidoreductase activity. Gene Ontology annotation, cellular component: cytoplasm. The transcript has a single exon. Gene Ontology annotation, biological process: mitochondrial respiratory chain complex I assembly. The record is from RefSeq and is a predicted model, not a curated record. Bases 377 to 1807 code for a protein of 476 amino acids. NCBI's taxonomy places the organism in Eukaryota, Metazoa, Porifera, Calcarea, Leucosolenida, Sycettidae.